Molecule: messenger RNA, 2362 nt
Organism: Trichoderma atroviride IMI 206040
Lineage: Eukaryota; Fungi; Ascomycota; Sordariomycetes; Hypocreales; Hypocreaceae
Source: RefSeq, a predicted model, not a curated record
CUUUCAUUGUCGCAGCUACGCCAUCGCAGGCUUCAAUCGCUUCGGCGCAAACGCCGCCAUUCAUUCCUUGUUUGUUUUGUUUUCUCGAACCCCCCCCGUUCGGCCAUGCUUCAAGGCCUCAUCCGUUCUCUAUGACAAACCGCGAACCACUUUUGACGAACCACUUUUCCCGGUGAUAUAUAUACGAGCAAUGCUGCACCUCCACUCUCUCUUUUCAGCGCUUACGCUGGCGAGCCCUGCGCUCGCAGCUUCAAUCCCUCGCAGCAGCAGCGGCUCCGCGCCUUACUCUUCAACCACCACAAUCUGGGCGACCCCCCACGAGCAAUACUCGUCCUCCGUCGGCGUCUUGGGCUGCAAGGUCAACACCAACCGCGUCGCCUACUGGCCCGAAUCCGUCGACUGCUCCAACAUCUGCGUGUCCGUUUCGUAUCAGGACCGCCAGGUCUACCUCCUCCGCGUCGACCAAUCCCAGGGCGCGCACGACAUGAGCUACGAUGCCUGGAACUAUCUCGUCACCGGCUACUCGGCCACGAAAAAGCCCGUUGCGGGAGGCCCCAUGGAGAUGACUGCGGAAAAUGCCGACAUGUCCAACUGCGCCGACCUGAUUCACACAAAGGGCAGCAAGCUCCCCCUCAGCGCGGCAAACAGCAUGAACUUUCUAUUCAGCUGUCUGCAGCAGGAGAGUUCUUGGGUUGCAGGCAACUACGUUUUAUACAACAUCAUGGAUGCAAUAUGCACUGUUGGCCAGGACCAGACCUGUACCUUGGACCCGCCCAACAACCAGCCAACCUGUCCAGGCACCCUAGGCUUGCCCGACAAGCUCACAAGCGACCCCGUCUGGAACAUCCAGUAUCCUUCCGGCGACAAGGUCCUUGCCGGAGCACCGCCAACUGUCCCAACGGGCGUGCCUGUUCCAGCACCGGCGCCUUCUACCACCAAUGACGACGAGAGCGCUGCAUGGAGCCCCAGGUGCCGGGACUCUCUCCUCUGGAUACCAGUCCUUUCAUCAAUUUCCGUUAUAUAUACGUGGAUGUUGUGGUAAUUAUUAUGAAGAAAAGCAAUACCCCGGCGAGGGAACUUAUGUCUUGGAUAUGACGUUUAUUUCUUGAUACCCCCCAUUGUUCAUAUUCUCUUGUAUAUUUUAGUGCCACUUUAUGGACUCAUGACAGGUUCAUCAAGAUUUAUUUACUUGAUCUCAAUUAUUUACUUAGUCAAUCAUUCAUUCAUUCAUUCAUUUAUUUCAUUUCAUGUAAUGCUGUACUUAAAACUAUAUCAGGGGUAUCUUGGUUAAUUCUUCCUCAUGCUUUGCACAACUUGGCCGCUGACUCGUCUAAUCCGUAUAUAUGCUCCUCGUCCCCUGGAACUCCCACCUGAAAGCCGGUAGCCAUGCCCGUUCCCAUGUGUACCAACAUAUGGCAAUGCAGCAUCCACAUUCCGGGAUUGUCAGCAACGAAGCUGAGUACCACAUGUCCCUUCCUCGGUACGCUAACAGUGUCUUUUCGAAGAGGCUUCUCUCGAUUCCACUCGCCCGGAGAAUCGCUUUCCGGGGUUGCAUAAGGGUUAUAGCUGCCCAGGCUGCCGCUUUCAGCGCGGAACGAGGACAGCACAUGGAACGAGUAUCCGUGAAGGUGGAACGGGUGAGAGCCAUCGUCGAGGUUGUUAAUCACAAGCUUGACUCUGGUUGGUUUUGAUCCACUAGGAAUAAAGGGAAUGAGCUGCUUAUCAUCCCACGAUGAACGAUUCUGUGAGAGCAGUGGCAGCGACUGGGGAUGCCAUGAUGUAUGGUUAAUAAACCCAAGAGGAAUGUUCCCAUUCACUGAGAGCGUCUGGGUUGAGGCAUAGAGCAGAAUUGUCUGUUCCUCAUCCGCAGUGACAAUAUGAGAUGGUUCUUCUGUUGAAGAGAGCGUGGCAAGAUCCAUGUGGUGAUCGCGAAAUUUCAAGGGGGACGCAUAUUCCCUAUCGUGACCGGUUACGGUUUUCGGAAGCGCGGGAAAGGUAUGGUUCGGGUUUAAAGCGGGAUUUCCAAAGCCGAGAUUUUCAUGGUCUAGAUAGACAUUGAACCACGGCUCUGCGGCCUGAUCGCUCUUCCACUUCAGAAGCAGGUCAACCCUCUCGCCAGGAUAUAGGGUUCCGACAGAAUCACCGGCCUUGGCAUCAACCUUGCAGCCUCCGUCUACUUGCAACGGCUGGAGCGAUGCACCAUCAACUCCCAGCGUCAAGCCUGCGACUGUGCCCGUAUUCACCACCCUGAGACGCGUUUCUCCGGCAGACUUUUUGAUCAGAGGUGGGAAGUCGCUCAGAGCUGUGGCCUUGCAAUGGACAGGCCUAGCUGGGACGGCCAUUGAGCAAUCGUAUCGACCAC